This is a messenger RNA of Aplysia californica (California sea hare), 3246 nucleotides long. Its product is annotated as nuclear hormone receptor HR96. The record is from RefSeq and is a predicted model, not a curated record. Gene Ontology annotation, molecular function: nuclear receptor activity; zinc ion binding; RNA polymerase II cis-regulatory region sequence-specific DNA binding. Lineage: Eukaryota; Metazoa; Mollusca; Gastropoda; Aplysiida; Aplysiidae. Gene Ontology annotation, biological process: negative regulation of transcription by RNA polymerase II; positive regulation of transcription by RNA polymerase II; cell differentiation.
UAUUGGGGAUCGGAGAGACUGUCUGAGUGACACGUACUAUGGAUGCGCCAGCAGCACUAUACCUCGAUGGUCCUCCAACAACGGAUUGGUGGACGAUGGGUCUCGCGACAGUUUCGAUGACCCCGGUGGCAUGGACCACAUGGCGCCCCACUACAGGUCCCUGGACCACUCACCCACAGACGGACUGGUCUGCGGGAAGGCGCGCAAGAAUAAGGAGGACAAGUACUGCGGCGUGUGCGGUGACCGGGCGUUGGGCUACAACUUUGACGCCAUCUCCUGCGAGUCGUGCAAGGCUUUCUUCCGCCGGAACGCGCCCAAGGGACUUGACUACUUCAAGUGUCCUUACGAGGAGAAAUGUAAGAUGGACGUGUCCAAUCGGCGCUUCUGCAAGCGCUGCCGGUUACGCAAAUGCUUCGAGAUAGGCAUGCGUAAAGAGUACAUCCUCACUGACGAGGAGAAGAUGAGGAAAAGACAAAGGAUCGAGGAGAACCGUCAAAGAUCUUCAGGAACGCAGCCGCCUUCCUGCAAAUUCCGCGAGAUCGACAGAAGCAAAAUGCAGAGCAUGGACAUCUCGUCGUCCGCGGCCCCGCGCCUGCGCACCCUGGAGGCAGAGGAGGAGCUGGCCAUAGACGAGAUCGUGCGUGCUUACCACCAGAGCCUGGAGAUCUGCGUGGAGUCUGAGGUGUCUCGCAACCGGCCCUCCAUGACGGAGCUGGUGAACAUCGCGGAGAUCAGCGUGCGCCGCGUCAUUGACAUGUCCAAGAAGAUCAAGUCGUUCAAGGCGCUCUCACAGAUGGACCAGAUCUCCUUACUGAAAGGUGGCAGCAUCGAGCUCCUCAUCAUCCGCUCGGUCAUCACGUUCGACCGGGACAAGAUGCAGUUCCUGGACCCUUACGACAAGGAGAAGUACGCCAUGACCACAGAUCAGCUCAAGAUGGGCCAGGGCUCGGGGUUGUUCGAGGAACACAUGCGCUUCGUGAAGAGCCUGGCUGUGGACCUGCAGGCGGACGACACGGUGCUCAUCCUGCUGCUCAUGAUCGCGCUCUACUCGCCGGACCGGCCGCAGGUUACAGACAAGCACUACGUGGCCGAGGAGCAGGAGCGCUACGCCCUCCUCCUCUUGCGGUACCUCGAGUCGAAGCACCCGCCGCACGUGAUCCGCUGGAUGUACCCCAAGCUGCUCAUGAAGCUGACGGACAUCCGGAACCUGAACGAGGAGCACUCGCAGGUCCUGCUCAAGAUCAACCCGGACGGCAUCCAGCCGCUGAUGAAAGAGGUGCUGGACCUGAACGCCGAGCGCAACAAGCUGGCCAAGAGCGAGAACGAUCACAACUCGCGGAUGGAGCAGACGCAGCAGCAGGAUAGCCCCGUGGGCUCCCCGUCUCCCCAGCCAGCGGCGGCGGCGGCAGCCAGUUCGGGGGGAGAGCAGGCUGAGUGUAUGACCAUCUGCUAACCCCGGCCCACACUCCUAGUCCCGACACCUCACUCAACCCCGCGUCUCAAAAGAAAAAAAAAACUUUUAAGAGAAAAAAAGCCCAACAACCCUAUUAGCAGUUGUAACGUGUACACAACUAUGUACAUAAAGAAGUUUUGAUUUUUUUUUUAAACUCAGAACCGUGGCCUGAUUCGAUAGAAGUGACGGGCUGUAUACAUAACCUGCACCAAAAGUUGGUACUUGUACUUCAACAAUCAUUAGUACCGGCACCAUUCUGAUCGUCCUAGUGGCCGCUCUCUGUACAACAACGUUGUCUCUCUUGGUGGGAGGCAUCAGCUGCUGGGCCCCCGUGGGAGGCCUUUGUUAUUUUCACCUGUUGGCUGAACCAUAUCACCGUCCCCCGCACACAGGUUUAUUCAGGGAGGGCGGCCUUCACACCCGCGCACGGAGACGAAUUGUUAUGGUCGUGUACAGCAAGAACCUGAUCCCGCGUCUCUGUAUGUCGUGACGGCCUUGACCCCGUGCUGACCUCACGUUGAUCCAGGGCAGCAAAGGUCAGGGUCGGCCACAUCUUGCCAUGGGGACCCGCACUUCCAGCUGAUUCAGUAUUGAACGCUUUUCUAUGUUAACACAAAGAAGAAAACUGUAUUAGUAGAUUGAGGAAAAAAACCAGAACGAGGGUUGAUCUUUUAGACCGAGAACUGACUCCACUCUAGCGCUGAAGAUGGUCGGCGCCCUCGAGCUGCCGGUCAUUGUGAGCACAGCGUUGUGUUUGGCGUGGUGGUCACGUGGUGAAGUCUAGCAAUGUCGGGACACAAACAAGGCCCCUGUUUCGGACGGAUUGCGCUGAUCUGCAUUCUACAGGUUGCCACCACGUUCGUCCAGUCUGCGAUGGAGUCGCUUGUUCCAGACGACACGAGGUUUUUCUGGACAUGACGUCAGCAGGCCAACAGGACUCACUGCCUAGUCUCAGAGCGUUUGUGUGUCGUCUGCCUUAUUUGCAUGAACGCAUAUAUAUGCUCUCCCCUCUCUCUCACUCUCCCCGCAUCUGGGUGAACUCGAGCGCGGCAGCAGAUGCGCGCAAUGUAAGACAACUGGCCUCAUUUUACCCUGUGGGGACAACCAGUUCCCCGUGAAGACCCCCCACGGGCAAGUGUUGCCAACCCCCACCCCCAUCCCCCUCCUCAGUGACCGGACAUUUUUGUCUGUUAGAUCUCUGGCAUCUCUCGCGAACAGCGCGCGACUGCAACCUCCCCGACGCGACCAGCUUGCAAUGAUAUGUACCCCUCUAAUGCGACCGUCCCUCGUCUAAGCCUUGUCUUGGGCAGGCACUCUCGAGUCUAGCUCCAGGCCACAAGAAGGCCCAUGCUCACGCACAUUCAUCCCGGUAUUUUUGUAACGUUCUAUUUCAACUAGGUUCCAAAACCUGUCUCUUUUGGCAGUAACUAAGUACCGCUUGGAGACAAAUCUCGACCUUCAGCGCAAAUUGCCCCCCCCCCCCCCAAGCGAGUCAGGUGAGCAAUCGCUAUUUACUGUUGUUUGGGGGAAAAGGGAAACACUAGUUGUACCCCCCUGUCGCUGUCUGAUAUCUUCACAGCUCCGGUGACUUGACGCUCCCGGCAUUGCCUUUUUACUGCACAAUGGUUUACUUUUCCCCUUUGUCAUUUUUUAUCCGUUGCUACUGCUGUAUGCUCUUUUAAUUUUAAUGUGCGUCCAAAACUGGCAAGAUUAUUUAGUAUUGCGCAGAUCUGUUAACUCAGUAAUCAGUAACUUUUACCUACAAACUAAAAAAAAAAAAACGUUUAAAAAAA